AUGGCAAACUUUAAGGGCCAUGCUCUCCCAGGGAGCUUCUUCUUGAUAGUCGGACUGUGGUGGUCAGUGAAGUACCCACUGAUGUACUUUCACCAGAAGGGGAAAAGCAGCCGACUGACUCAUUACCAUCAGCGACUCGAGAUCAUUGAAGCCGCAGUCAGAACCCUGUUUUCAGUCACUGGGAUCCUGGCCGAGCAGUUUGUUCCAGACGGGCCCCACCUCCACCUGUACCACGAGAACGAGUGGUGCAAGUUAAUGAACUGGCAGCACAGUACCAUGUAUUUGUUCUUCGCAGUCUCGGGAAUCACCGAUAUGCUCACCUAUCUCGUCAGCCACGUUCCCCUGGGGCUGGACAGACUGGUUAUGGCUGUGGCAGCAUUCACUGAAGGUUUUCUCUUCUACUACCACGUCCACAACCGACCACCCUUGGACCAGCACAUCCACUCGCUCCUGCUGUGCGCUGUGUUCGGAGGGGCUUUCAGCAUCUUCGUAGAGGUGGUCCUCCGGGACAAUAUUGUGCUGCAACUCUUCCGAACCAGUCUCGUUAUCCUUCAGGGCACCUGGUUCUGGCAGAUCGGGUUUGUGCUGUUCCCACCUUUUGGAGGACCCGAAUGGGACCAGAAAGAUGACGCAAACCUCAUGUUCGUCACCAUGUGCUUCUGCUGGCACUACUUGGCUGCCCUCUGCAUUGUGGCCAUCAGCUACUCGCUCGUUUUCUGCCAUUUGACUCGGUUAAAGAGGCACGGAGGAGAAAUCAUUGGCAUUCAGAAGCUGAAGUCAGAUCACACUUACCAGACGGCCCUCCUGAGUGGCUCAGAUGAGGAAUGAGGGAGGCCACCCGUCAUCAAUGUGGGGUGAACAUGGCCCUUUGAGUAUGAACAGCUAGAGUGUGCAAAGGGGUAGCUCAUCUCCAUUUCAGUGCUUGCUCCAGUCUGCUUUUAAGGUUCUAUAUAUUUGCACCUUCUCAUUUAACUGACUAAAGUCUCUGUUGCUAUGGUAUCCUCCAUAAAGAAAAAUGAAGCCUUUGUGUCCCAGUAUGAAGAGAAAUCAAAGACUCUGAAAGUUUCAGAACAAGAUAGGGCCUCAUGGAUGAAUCCAGGAUAUGAAUCCAGCAGAAAAUACUGCUUUUGAUAACUUAUCCAUUUUUUUCUGAAGAAAACAGGUUGUUUCUUAUGAGAAAUUAAGUGAGACUUCCUUUAUUUUAAAGAUACAAUUCUAGCACAUUUUUUUUUAAGUAAAACAAUUUACAAGCUUUGGUACUUUAAAUAUUACUUGUUAAACAUUCCCUA
Odobenus rosmarus divergens (Pacific walrus) is the source of this 1289-nucleotide messenger RNA. It is a transcript of the gene TMEM45B, whose product is annotated as transmembrane protein 45B. The coding region runs from base 1 to 828 and encodes 275 amino acids. The transcript has 5 exons. The record is from RefSeq and is a predicted model, not a curated record. NCBI's taxonomy places the organism in Eukaryota, Metazoa, Chordata, Mammalia, Carnivora, Odobenidae.